GAAGUACUGGUUUUCAUCAUGUGACCUCAAUUCUCGUUAGUAAAAAAACUAGAACAAGAUUAAAUAAAAGCUUUCUGUUAUGUUUAUGAUUUUCAUGGAACCAAACUUUGGUGUGUGUUUUAUCACUCAUUUUGAUGCCGAGGAAAAAUAAGGCACAAAACGCCUGCCACCCGCAAAAGCAUUUUUUCAUAUAGGAAGUCACGUGAACAGAUACGAGAUGUUGAAAAUGGUGGGCCCUUUGACACCUCCUUCGCAAAUCGAUAGAUAAAUCUAGUUGUCUUUAAAGUAUGAGGAACUUUGACACAUAUAAUAAAUUAUGGUUUAUUGAAAGCAAUGGAUUUUGUCAAUACAUCAAACGUUUUUGAGCUUCCAAGUUAUCAGAGGCGAUUGCGCCACUUGAAGCUAGUCGCUGUACGAAAUUUGAAAUGCCAAUUUCAAUCGGGAAAAGAACUGAGCGAUCUAGAGACAUUUUUCUGUCUCCACAAGGACAGAGAUAGCAAAGAGUUCUACCAAAGUGAAAGAAUUACAGCAUCUCUGAAUCCUUCCUGGCAGAGCUUCGAUAUCAGCAGAUAUGAGGACAAAAUUAACACCACUAGUCAAUCUCUGCUGGUACGAGUCUGGGUAAAGAACAAGACAAGUACCCGCCUCCUCCUGGACUGGAUGGUGGAGCUAAACGCCCUGGAAUAUCUCGCAGACAAGCUCCAGCAGGAUAAAGGCAUUAAGUAUGCUCCAAACACUCUCAUCUUUGGAAUGUUUGAUCAAUUCUUCAGAGCCCCUGAAGUGAAGCCUGUGGGAUUGGGUGUUGGAGACCCAGGAGUUGAGGCAGAAGAUGAUAAAUCCAGUAAGUCACAAUCUGUAAGCACACAGUGCUUCCUCAAGGUGGAAAUAGCCAGCACCAAGAAGUCUUACACAGCCAGUUCUCUGUCCAGAAUAUACACCGUCUUAAGAGCAAUCAAGCAAACUCAAGCCUCGGUACAUAAAGUUCGAAGGUCAAUUGAGGACAAAUUAUUGUCUUCACAAGAGACAACAAGGAAAAGGGCAGAGCAUGAGGACCUGCUCCUCAAGAGGGAACAACUGUGUGCAGAAGUGACGUGGAGGACAGCCUCCGUCAACAAGAUGAAGGACCAGGCAGAUCAACUCCACAGAUCCAACCAAGAACAAGAAACAGCAAUGAAAAAGAAUAAAGAGAAAUUGGAAGAGAAACAGAGAGAACAGGCAGAAAAGAAGAAGGAUUAUGACCAAACAAGAGAAAAGCUAAUUAAAGAGAGUGCUCAACUUUUCAUCAGAAGGAAACAGCUGAUCCGUGAAUUAGCCACCUACAUUUAUCCAAUUACUGAGAAAAAAGGUCUAUAUUACAUUGCUAAUGUGUACUUGCCUAAUUCAGAAGAUUUCCAAGGCAAGGAUGACAACAUGAUAGGAGUUUCUCUGGGCUACACCUGUCAUCUGUUGUUGAUGAUUUCUGGUAUUCUGGACAUUCCACUCCGGUACAGCAUGACUCAUCUAGUGUCCAAAUCAGUCAUCCGUGACGACAUCCACAGCAGACUGGAGGACAAAGAAAGGGACUUCCCUUUAUAUUCCAAGGGCAAGGAACAAAAUUUAUUCCGAUAUGGAGUGUUCACCCUGAACAAAAAUAUCAGUCAGAUGCGGUUUUAUUUGGGGAUGGGAACGGUGGACCUGAGAACCACUCUGAUGAAUAUAAAGACGUUGCUGGAGAAUAGACUAGGCUUGAAACCAGAGAGUCAGACUGCACAACUUCGUCCAGCGAGUGAACCGGGUGACAGACAAUACAGUGACUUUGACAGAACAGACACGCGAAGUUCCCUGGCGUCCUAUGGUAGGAUGGCAGUGGACUUCCGGAGGGAACUUUCUGUGCCGCCCACGGAAGAAUCUUCUAGACAAUCCUCGCCAAAUCUUCACGAGGUGGAGGAAAAGGAGAUUUUCCAUCCAAGCAGUGAUGACAAUUUCUUCAAAAUUUCAAACCCUGUGUCGGAGAGAUUGGCAGAUUUUGAGAGUGAAAUCAAUGGAUGUGCACAGGACACAGUGAAUUUUCAUAAGCCUUCGGACAAUCGCCGGCAGACUUGUUGGAACGGUGUAGGAAGCAAUGACUUUAAUGCUGGUGAUCAGCCUGAGGAGGACCAUAUAUAUGAAACUGUUAAUGUCAGAAAGACAGCCAGUGAAAGUUUAGAUAAAUCACCGAGUCCAUCAAAUAUUCUAUCAUCCUGAUGAGUGCUGAAUGUUAGAUGUGUGAAAAUUAUAUACCUACUGUAUACUCGAUGAUGAACUUACUCCUUUGGCCUCAACCCGCAAGUCUUUGCUUACUCAAAAAAGACACGUGAUUUUAAAUCUGAAAACUGACAGGAAUGAUUUCAAAACAUGUCCAAAUUGCUUUUCAGUGGAAAAACAAUUGGGUGAAUUCAUCCUUGUAUACAGUAAUUGUUUAUUUGAAGAAUCAAAUUGUGCAAUAUAGUUAUUAAAUAUUGAAAUAAUUAAAGAAUAUUUCAAAGUA
Magallana angulata is the source of this 2506-nucleotide messenger RNA. Its product is annotated as UV radiation resistance-associated protein-like. Bases 334 to 2223 code for a protein of 629 amino acids. Gene Ontology annotation, biological process: SNARE complex assembly. The record is from RefSeq and is a predicted model, not a curated record. Gene Ontology annotation, molecular function: SNARE binding. Lineage: Eukaryota; Metazoa; Mollusca; Bivalvia; Ostreida; Ostreidae. Gene Ontology annotation, cellular component: lytic vacuole; endosome. The transcript is spliced from 15 exons.